AUGUCUGUUCAGUCCAAACUCUUCGAGACCAUCCGCGUCGGUAAAUGCGAUCUCAAGCAUCGCGUGGUCAUGGCUCCCCUUACUCGCUUGAGACAUAGCGCGACCCACGUCCCUGGGCCCGGCGCCGCAGAAUACUACGCUCAGCGGGCCAGCACCCCAGGAACGCUCGUCGUUACAGAGUCAACAGUGAUUGCUCCCCAGGCCGGCGGAUUUGAGUAUGGCCUAAACACCCCAGGCAUCUGGUCCGACGAGCAGAUCUCCGAGUGGAAAAAGGUUGUCGAAGCCGUACAUGCGAAAGGAUCGUUCAUCUUUGUUCAGCUCUGGGCUAUGGGACGCGCCGCUAGCCCUUCCAUACUAGCUCUCGACGGUCCUGAGCUUCCUUACGUUGGGGCCAGCGACAUUCCCCUCCGUGGACGCGACCAUGAACCUCCCGCCGCACUCACCAUUCCAGAAAUCAAAGAGUAUGCUCAGUUGCAUGCCACGGCCGCCAUCAACGCUGUUCACAAGGCUGGUUUCGAUGGGGUGGAAAUUAACUGCGCCAUGGGAUUCCUUUUGGAUCAGUUCUUGCAGGACGUGUCGAACAACCGGACUGAUGAAUAUGGCGGAUCGAUUGAGAACAGGAUCAGGUUUCCGCUUGAGAUGAUCGGGGCUGUUGUUGACGCGGUCGGUGCAGACAGGGUGGGGUUGAAGCUCAGUCCAUGGAAUUCUUUCCAGGAUAUGCGCAUGGCCGAUCCAGUUCCGACAUUCAGUGCCUUGGUCACUCGUAUUCGUGAUGUACAUCCUGAAUUCGCCUACAUCAACGUCAAGGAAGCUCGCAUCGAGGGAACCUCCGAGAGGCCUACUACGGCUGAAGAAAAUAACGAGUUCCUCAGGAAGAUAUGGGGUGCGAGACCGUAUCUUGCAUCCGGAGGAUACAACAGGGAGGAUGCCAUCAAAACCGCUGAUGAGAAAGGCGGACUUAUCGUGUUUGGGAGGUGGUUCAUUUCAAAUCCCGAUCUUCCCGUUCGGUUGAAGAAGAAUAUUCCCCUCAGCCCCUACGACCCCAAUACAUUUUACACGCCUGAUAAUGUCAAAGGGUAUACGGACUAUCCCUUCUCAGGAGAAGAUUGGUAA
This is a messenger RNA of Heterobasidion irregulare TC 32-1, 1113 nucleotides long. RefSeq lists its product as uncharacterized. Gene Ontology annotation, molecular function: FMN binding; NADPH dehydrogenase activity. NCBI's taxonomy places the organism in Eukaryota, Fungi, Basidiomycota, Agaricomycetes, Russulales, Bondarzewiaceae. The transcript is spliced from 4 exons. Bases 1 to 1113 code for a protein of 370 amino acids. The record is from RefSeq and is a predicted model, not a curated record.